GCAGUUCAAUUUUACCACAUGGCAAAGCGUGCAGUUCAAUUAAGAGAAAAGUUUAUUUUCCCGCCUAAGCACGUCGCUCAUUAUUUUCCAUGGCACAUGCAGAAAGGUUUAAGGAAGCUGAUGAACAGAUUGAGGGAUGUUGAUUGUUUAGUUGAGGUUCAUGACGCUAGAAUACCAUUAUCUGGAAGAAAUCCAAUUUUUAAAGAGACUGCAGAGGUCCGUCCUCAUUUACUACUAUUAAAUAAGAUUGAUUUAGCGGAUAUAUCUCACAAAGAAAUCAUUGUUAAGAAAUUACAACAAGAUGGAGUUAACGAAGUCUUGUUUACAAACUGCAAAAGCGUUCCAAAUGUUGGGAAAUCGUCAUUAAUUAACACAAUGAGAAACGUCUAUACUGGGAAAUCUGGAAAAGCGACAAGAGUUGGCGCAACUGCAGGAGUAACUAGAAGUGUUCUAGAAAAGAUUAAAGUAUCGGAUUCACCUAAAAUAUAUGUUUUUGAUACACCUGGUAUCCUCCAACCAAAGCCCAAUAAUAUGGAUGCAGCUAUGAAAUUAGCUUUAUGCGGUACAUUACAAGAUCACAUUCUUGGAAGCGAAACAAUCGUUGACUAUAUGCUAUUUUGGUUAAAUAAGAACGCACUAUUUGAAUACGUAGACUUCUUUAAUUUGCCUUCGCCAACUGACAAUGUAAUUGAGUUUUUGAGUACUAUUGCAAUAAAGAAAAAUAUGAUGAUUAAAGUAAAAUCAGUUGCAACAGGUAAAUAUGAAAUAAAGCCAAACUUCCAACACGUUUCGGAGAUGGUUCUAAAAGCGUUUCGAGAAGGAAACUUGGCAAUGACCACUAGCUUAUUAGAAGUAGACCCCGAUGCCAAAUCUUGGAGUGAUUUCAAAGCAAAGAAAACAAAGGCUUUUCCUAAGAAUUCCCUUUUCGGUUGCCAAUUAGAAAUAUAUGACGAAACAGAUAAAAAAAAUGUGCAAAAUCUAAAUUUGGCUAAUUAUGAAAAUACACAAAAAAAGAGAUCUAGCCGGAAGAGUUUAUCAACUUCCGUAAAGCAACGACUUCCAGAUCAAAAACUCCUUGAACUUGGAACUAAUGCCGUAGAAAAACAAUUCAAAGAAACGGAAAUAGCUAAAAGUCAAUUCGAAGAAGCUAAAUUGAAAGCCUUGUGCUUCGAUAGGAAGAGCGAAGAUCAUUUUUCAAAGCAUCCUAGAGUUAGUAAAAAUCAUCAGUGGUAUAAAACCGAAGAUUUAGCGCACGCUGACGAGGUUAACGCAAUAGGAUUUGGAAAGAAGAGAAAUUUCGAUUACGAAAGAGGACUAAAGAAACCAGUUAUACAUAAUUACUCAAUCAUUGGAGAUAUUCUUCGCACCGGAAUGGAUAGUCAACCUGUCGCUAAUAAUUCAAAAUGCUACCAGCUCGGCAAUCAACUACCUCCAAUUAGAAACAAUAGCUCAUCAAAUGCUGAAACCGUAGAUCCUAUCUUGUAUGAGCCAAGAAAUUUUACUGCUGCUAAAAAUAGACCUAAAACUAAGGUUAUAAAUGGUGUUGAAUUACCUUUAAAUAUCAUUCAUCAAUUUGGUACCAAAGUUUGCGAGGAACUACUUAAAGACGAAGGAAGCGUUAAAGAUUUAUUCGACCAGUACGAAUCGGCUAGAAGUCGCCCAUCUAGAUACGUUACUAGGAGAGAUGUUAACAAACCAAAAGAUCCUAUGAAUUUGGAACCAGGUUACGAAUCCUUAGGUCAAGCCGUAAGAUAUAAUACUUUUCCAGGCUAUAGCAGGGAUCAAGAAGUAACGGAAAAGCAAACAAAUUACAAUUGGCAAGUUUUUGACAAUCGAACAGAAAUUCCCAAUGAAUUUAGGGCUCGAAAAGAUGAAUUAAGCAAUUGGCAUGAAAACAAUUUUAUAAAGAGUGAUUUAUUGAAAAAAUGGAAUACAUAUGAAGAAAAUAGGCCAAAAUAUGAGGCAAAUUGGAAUAGGAAUGCCACAGAAUUGAGACAAGAGAAGGGAACAAAGGAGAAAAAAAUACCAACAAAAGAAAAAAAUACAACAAAGAAAACAUUUCGAAAACCCACGCAAAAACUGGAAAAAGAUGAGAUUAAUGUUAAAACUCCUCCCUUAACUCCCCCGCAAGCUGCGAAAGAUGAUAAAAUCAAAGUGAAAAAGAAUUUUGAAAGGGAUGAAGAAUUUUGGAAGUUUUACGAUCAGCCUAUGGGCUAA
Messenger RNA from Dimorphilus gyrociliatus, 2217 nucleotides. NCBI's taxonomy places the organism in Eukaryota, Metazoa, Annelida, Polychaeta, Dinophilidae. The record is from the annotation of a GenBank genome assembly.